Molecule: messenger RNA, 889 nt
Organism: Oryza sativa Japonica Group (Japanese rice)
Lineage: Eukaryota; Viridiplantae; Streptophyta; Magnoliopsida; Poales; Poaceae
Product: protein P21
Biological process (GO): defense response
Cellular component (GO): extracellular region
Source: RefSeq, a predicted model, not a curated record
GCAAGCAGCAGCUAGCUAGCAGAAGAAGCAACCAUGGCCAAUACUCGCGUCUUCGUCCUCCUCCUCCUCGCCGUCGCCGUCGCCGUCGUCUACAGCGCCGACGCGGCGACCAUCACGGUGGUGAACCGCUGCCGCUACACGGUGUGGCCGGGCGCGCUGCCCGGCGGCGGCGUGCGGCUCGACCCAGGCAAGUCGUGGACGCUCAACGUCGCCGCCGGCACCAAGGCCGCCAGGAUCUGGCCCCGCACCGGCUGCGACUUCGACGGCGCCGGCCGCGGCCGCUGCCUCACCGGCGACUGCCGCAACGCGCUCUCCUGCGCCGUCUCCGGCGCGCCGCCGACCACGCUGGCCGAGUACACGCUCGGCACCCCGGGCGCCGCCGGCGGCGACGCCACCGACUACUUCGACCUGUCACUGAUCGACGGGUUCAACGUGCCGAUGAGCUUCCAGCCGACGAGCAACGCGGCGCGGUGCGGCGCCCGGCGGCGCGGGCCGAGCUGCGGCGUGGACAUCACGGCGCAGUGCCUCCCCGAGCUGAAGGUGGCCGGAGGCUGCGACAGCGCGUGCGGCAAGUUCGGCGGCGACGCCUACUGCUGCCGGGGGAAGUACGAGCACGAGUGCCCGCCGACGAAAUACUCCAAGUUCUUCAAGGACAAGUGCCCCGACGCGUACAGCUACGCCAAGGAUGAUCGGAGCAGCACUUUCACCUGCCCUGCCGGAACAAAUUACCAGAUCGUCAUGUGCCCUUAAUUAAUAAUUAAGCUAAUAUAAGAUGUGAUAAUAAGGGGUAGUGAUCUUGUGUGUUGAUCACUACCAUUACCAUGCAUGCGUGCAUGCGUACGUGUUGUUCAAUAUAUAAUAAAUGAAUAAAAACUCUUAUCUUCAAUUC